AUGUCGCAGCCGAGAUAUCAGCUUGUGUGCUACAUCUUCGUUCUUUUUACCAUCAUCGCGUUGUUUGAUGGACGCGUACGCGCGAUAGAAGUUACCGCUGACUCGCAGUGCUCCAACUUCUGCAUCAACUCGCCCGGCCUUAACGUCUCGGACAUCGCCAGCUCGCAGACAUUCAGCGGCGACCUGAGCUGCCUGGACUCGGACUACGAUGGCACCAACGAGACUGCAAUAGGCCGCAAGUUUAGGACGUGCGUGAGCUGCGAGCAGAAUAGCACGGCUGUCGACACCGUCAACGAGGAGAACGAUGUCUACUGGUUUUUGUUCAACAUCAAGUCCACGGUAGCCUGGUGCGUCCAAGGUUUCUUCCAGGACGAGCAGAACCCCAACGCGACCCUCGCAAACUCGGAAUGCCAUGCCGCAUGCGACCCUAUUGGCAAUGCGAUCGAGGACCGACUCAAAGAGACGAACGAGACGCUUCAGUACAACUACUGCGAGUCGAACAAUGGCGCGUUCAUGUCAGGCGUCGAUGAUUGCUCAAAGUGUCUGUACGGCGUGGAUAAUGUGAAGAUUCUUGGGAAUUUUCUCAGCGCACUCAAGUCAGCAUGCCAACAAAAACCCUCUCUCAGCUCCACCAUCUCCCUCAGUACGAAUGUGUUCUCCGUCGCAACUUCCACGUCCCCCGGGUCCUCCACAUCGCCCACCACAUCAUCAACAUCCUCACCAUCCUCACCAUCCUCUGACUCCUCUGACUCCUCCCUCUCCGGUGGCGCAAUAGCCGGCAUAGUAAUCGGGGCCAUCGCCGGGCUCGCCAUCCUCUGCGGCCUCGUAUUCCUCGUUCUCCGCCGACGAAAACGUAGCUCUCCAUAUACACAGGGCGAGUUGGACGGCAGGGGGAUGCAGAAUAUGCCGCCGCAUAUGCAAGAGUAUAAGCAAGGCCCCGGAUCUGGGCACAGUCAGGUGCCGGUAUAUGCGCAGCAGGCGCCUAUGGAGAUGGGGGCUGAGAGGCCGCCGGUGGAGUUGCCGGGGACGGGGAGCGGAAUGAAGAGUCCGAGGUUUGAGAGGAGGAAGUGA
This is a messenger RNA of Trematosphaeria pertusa, 1071 nucleotides long. RefSeq lists its product as uncharacterized. The coding region runs from base 1 to 1071 and encodes 356 amino acids. The transcript has 3 exons. Lineage: Eukaryota; Fungi; Ascomycota; Dothideomycetes; Pleosporales; Trematosphaeriaceae. The record is from RefSeq and is a predicted model, not a curated record.